Messenger RNA from Cuscuta europaea, 2872 nucleotides. Lineage: Eukaryota; Viridiplantae; Streptophyta; Magnoliopsida; Solanales; Convolvulaceae. The record is from the annotation of a GenBank genome assembly.
GGAAGAGCCCAAUUUCUUCGAUCGCUCUCGAUGCAUCCGACUCUACCACGAAAUCGCUAUAGCCGGAACUCCAGAGCCCAUUUCGUUGCUGUGACAAUAGCUUUUAGCUCCGCUUCAUGACUGGAAUCUGCAGACAACGGAAAACACAGAGCGAAAAGCAUUUCUCCCCUCUCGUUCCUCAUGAUAGCUCCUCCAGCCGCUCCAUCAGAUUUGAGUGUGAACUCCCCCUCAGGUUCAAGCUUUCAUACAAUUGGCUGAGCAUUCAUGUCACAAAAUGAAAAUAUAUCAUUUCUUGCACGGGUAGUCGUGGAGUAGUACUAUGAUCUUUCGCGGCCUUCAUUUCUGUAAAAAUGUUAGAAAUGCCAAAUGCGUUUUUUCUAUGUAUCCUCAUCUGAGAAAGAAUAAUGGCUUUCCCUCAGCCGUUAAUACAUUCGUCCACAGCUGUAGAAAUCCCCAGUUUUUAUGGGCUUCGUAUAAUAUCGGCAGUAUCAGAAGUUCUUAUUUUUCUAGAAAUUAUAGCUCUGGGAAGGCCACUGAUGAUUCCAAUGAGUGGAGUGAAGACAUAGUGUACUUGGAUGAAACAGGCGGAGUCAUCUUCUCUGGAAAAGGGAUAAGGUCGGUUGAGCCCGGUCUUGAUGACCAUGUAAUGGUGGGCGGGCUGAAGAAGCCUAUUCUGAAUGCAUCCGCAGUGGCAAAGAUAGUUGAGAUUGUUAAAAGGUGGAAAUGGGGUCCUGACAUGGAGACCCAGUUGGAUAGACUUCAUUUUGUGCCGAAUAUGACUCAAAUUACACAGGCUUUUAAGAUUAUGGAAGAUGCUGAAGCUUCCCUAAGCUUGUUUCGAUGGGCCAAGCGACAACCCUGGUAUAAGCCAAGUGACGAGUGUUAUAUGAUGCUGUUUGAUAGACUGAAUCAUAUUAGAGAUUUUGAUGGGAUUCAAUCUGUUUUUGAUGAUAUGGUUGUCGAUACAGGUGAGAAUGGUACGUCUUUAAUCAAUGCUUACAAUCAGGUCAUUCAAUAUCUCGCAAAAGCUGAGAAGUUAGAGGUAGCAUUCUGUUGUUUUAUGAAAAUUCAAGAAUCUGGUUGCAUUAUAGACAGUCAGACCUACAAUUCUCUUAUAACCCUGUUUUUGAACAAAGGGUUGCCUCACAAGGCAUUUGAGGUAUACGAAAACAUGCAAAAUGCAAAAUGUUCAUUAGAUGCAUUUAGUUAUGAGUUACUAGUACCAAGCCUAGCGAGAUCUGGCCGUCUUGAUGUGGCAUUUAAGCUAUACCAAGAGAUGAAAGAAAAAAAUUUCCAACCAAAUUUUGGGAUUUUUUCUUCACUUGUUGACACAAUGGGAAAAGCUGGUAGGUUAGAUACAUCAAUGAAAGUGUACAUGGAAAUGCAAGGAUUUGGACUUAGACCAUCCGCAGCGAUGUUUGUUUCCAUGAUUGAGUCCUUCGUUAAGGCUGGGAAAUUGGACACUGCACUAAGGCUCUGGGAUGAGAUGAAGAAAACAGGAUUCAGACCUAAUUAUGGCCUGUACACAAUGAUGGUUGAGUCUCAUGCAAAAUCUGGGAAACUGGAUAUUGCAAUGACUUUCUUUUCUGACAUGGAAAGAGAUGGAUUUAUGCCUACCCCAACCACAUAUUCAUCUCUUAUGGAGAUGCUUGCUGCUUCUGGACAAGUAGAUUCUGCUAUGAAGCUUUAUAAUUCCAUGACAAAUGCCGGUCUAAGACCAGGACUAAGUACCUUUACAGCCUUACUGUGCACUCUGGCAAAGAAGAAGCUUGUUGAUGUAGCUGCUAAGGUUUUACUUGAAAUGAAGGCAAUGGGAUAUUCAGUUGAUGUAGCUGCUAGUGAUGUUCUGAUGGUUUACAUAAAGGAAAGCUCUGUUGAUCUUGCUCUUAGGUGGCUUCGCUUUAUGGGCUCAUCUGGGAUUCGUACAAAUAAUUUCAUCAUACGUCAACUUUUUGAGUCAUGUAUGAGAAGUGGCUUGUAUGAGUCUGCUAAGCCUCUUCUUGAAACAUAUGUAGGUUCUGCCGCUAAGGUUGACCUAAUACUAUACACCUCAAUCCUGGCCCAUCUGGUAAGGUGCAGUGAUGAAAACAGUGAGAGGCAUUUGAUGUCAAUCUUGAGUGUGACAAAACAUAAGGCCCAUGCUUUUAUGUGUGGGCUCUUCACUGGCCCGGAACAGAGGCAAAUGCCGGUUUUGUCCUUUGUAAGGGAGUUCUUUAAGAGUAUUGACUAUGAGCUGGAAGAAGGAGCUGCGAGGUACUUUGUGAAUGUUCUACUAAACUAUCUUGUUCUCAUGGGCCAGAUAAAUCGGGCCCGUUGUGUGUGGAAAGUUGCGUACGAAAACAAGCUUUUUUCAAAAGCAAUUGUGUUUGAUCAACAUAUUGCAUGGUCUCUUGAUGUUAGGAAUUUGUCUGUUGGAGCAGCUCUUGUGUCAGUGGUCCAUACCCUUCACAGGUUUAGGAAAAGGAUGUUGUAUUACGGCGUUGUCCCUAGACGGAUCAAACUAGUAACCGGGCCCACUCUGAAAAUAGUGGUGGCCCAGAUGCUAAGCUCAGUUGAGUCGCCUUUCGAAGUUAGUAAAGUUGUUUUGAGGGCUCCAGGGGAUAGCGUCUUGGAAUGGUUUAAGAAACCGAUUGUCCAGCAAUUUCUUUUGAAUGAAAUACCGUCAAGGGCUGAUAUUUUGAUGCAUAAACUCAACAUACUUUUUCCCAGUUCUGCGCCUGAAAUUAGAUCACUGUCCCCUCCUAAACCUCUUCUAGCUGGAAAAGCUAUAUAGUUAUUGUAGAACUGGGUUUAUUAUAUACCAAGUGAUGGAUAAAUGGAUUAUCUAUAUGCACAUUGAUUUGCGAAGUCUGCCCGUUUAUACCAUCAAAAG